This is a messenger RNA of Momordica charantia (bitter melon), 1553 nucleotides long. RefSeq names its product sorting nexin 1 (gene SNX1). NCBI's taxonomy places the organism in Eukaryota, Viridiplantae, Streptophyta, Magnoliopsida, Cucurbitales, Cucurbitaceae. The record is from RefSeq and is a predicted model, not a curated record. Gene Ontology annotation, molecular function: phosphatidylinositol binding. Gene Ontology annotation, cellular component: endosome.
AUGGAGCAGGAGAGAAGUUUGCCGGGGUCGUCGCUUAGCCCUAGAUCUCCGUCUUCGCAGCCUUUUCUUUCAGUUUCGGUGACUGAUCCUGUGAAAUUGGGCAAUGGCGUCCAAGCUUAUAUCUCUUACCGAGUCAUCACGAAGACUAAUUUUCCUGAAUACCAAGGACCAGAGAAGAUUGUCAUUCGGCGUUAUAGUGAUUUUGUUUGGUUACAUGAUCGGAUUUUUGAGAAGUAUAAAGGCAUUUUUAUUCCUCCUCUUCCAGAGAAGAAUGCUGUAGAGAAAUUUCGUUUUAGUGCUGAAUUUAUUGAAAUGAGGCGUCAAGCUUUGGAUAUAUUUGUGAAUCGGAUAGCUUCACAUCAUGAGCUCCAAACGAGUGAGGAUUUGAGAACCUUCUUGCAGGCCGAAGAAGAGACCAUGGAGAGGUUGAGGUCUCAUGAUUCUGGAAUUUUCAAGAGAAAGCCGGCUGAUUUAAUGCAAAUGUUCAAGGAUGUACAAUCUAAAGUGAGUGACAUUGUUCUUGGAAAAGAAAAACCGGUGGAAGAAUCAAAUCCGGAAUAUGAGAAGCUAAAACACUACAUCUUUGAGCUGGAAAACCACUUAACUGAAGCUCAGAAGCAUGCAUAUCGACUUGUGAAAAGGCAUAGAGAGUUGGGACAAGCGUUAGCAGAUUUUGGAAAGGCUUCCAAGCUACUUGGUGCUUGUGAAGAGAAUGCUGUUGGCAAGGGAUUCUCAGAACUAGGAGCAAAAUCAGAGAUGUUGUCAACUAAGCUGCAGAAAGAGGCACACCAACUUCUGAUGAAUUUUGAGGAACCCUUGAAAGAUUAUGUUCGUACAGUACAAUCUAUUAAGGCCACUAUAGCCGAGAGAGCCAAUGCCUUCAGGCAGCAAUGUGAACUGGCCGAAACAACAAAGCUGAAGGAAAUAAAUCUAGACAAACUCAUGCUCAUGAGAUCUGAUAAAGCAGUUGAGGCUGAAAUGGAGUACAAGGAGUUGAAGGCAGCGAGUGAGGAAGCAACAAGAAGAUUUGAGACAAUAGUGGCACUAAUGAAUGAAGAGACCAUAAGAUUUCAGGAACAGAAAACGCUAGAAAUGGGGCUUGCUUUCCAUGAAUUCGCAAAAGGACAGGCGCGUUUGGCAAAUGGGGUUGCUGAUGCUUGGCGAAGUCUCCUUCCCAAGCUCGAGGCUCUCUCCGUUUCAUGAACGAUUAAUUACGGCUGCAGCAACGACAUGCUUUAGUAGUCAGAGGCAGAUAGUAGUAACACAACACAUUUACAAUUACAAUGCAGUCGUUUACGCUGUUUCGGUUAUGUUUUCUGAUUUCCAUCUUCUGUACAAAUCUAAAUAUGGCGUUGUAGUCUUAGACAUCUUUAGCAGAUUAUAUUCUGUGACGCUUGUUCAUAUUACUGUGUAUUUUCCACUGUGUUUGGGUUUAAUCAGAAUUUUUCCUUUGUUUAAAUGGUUCAGUAGUCUGUAAUACUCGACAUGAUGAAGUGGCCUUGUGGAAACGUUUCAAGUUUUGAGAAUAAAAAAUAAACAUGAUGUUCCAAGUA